This is a messenger RNA of Styela clava, 4793 nucleotides long. RefSeq lists its product as uncharacterized. Gene Ontology annotation, biological process: protein monoubiquitination; protein polyubiquitination. The record is from RefSeq and is a predicted model, not a curated record. Gene Ontology annotation, molecular function: ubiquitin protein ligase activity. NCBI's taxonomy places the organism in Eukaryota, Metazoa, Chordata, Ascidiacea, Stolidobranchia, Styelidae.
AAACAUUGAUAACUGGUUUAUCAAAAUAAGUAGAACAUAUUUUGGCACGGUCACUUAUGCUCUGGGCUUACAACUUGGUAAUUACACUAGGGGCAAAACUUUGGCAAAAUGGUGAAGUCUCCAAAACGUCGGAGAAUGUCGGCAUCAAGCCAUCACUCUUCGGAAGGGAAGGCUGUUGGAAUGGACAUGGAGGAAGCAGCAACAACAACAAAAGACAGCGAUAAAAAAGAAGGGGAGUCGUCUCCAGCCAGAUGCCCAAUUUGUCUGGCACCUCCUGAAAAUCCAGCUAAAAGUGAAUCCUGUUCUCAUUUCUUUUGCUUCAUUUGCCUGAAAACUUGGUCAAAACAGAAGGCUGAGUGUCCUCUCUGCAAGAUGCCAAUACGUACGAUCUAUUACGAUAUAAAGAGUGAUACAGAGUUCCAUGAAUACCAUGUACAACAGCGACCUGCCGAAACAAGAUACCAAUUCCCUAAUUCAUCGUAUCGAAUGAUCAACAUUGAAUCCUUUGACAACUGGUGGCACGGCAGGAUGUUGGAGUUCAGAAAUCAACAAAGAAGAAGACGUGAGAACAGCCUGGCUGCCCGAGAAGCUUUGAGCAAUGUAGGUCUCAUACGGGAGAGAAGAAUGCAUUACUGGAACAAAAAAAAGGUUCAUCGUGUUGAUACUGGGAACAGAGUUCGAGAUAUUUCCGCUGAAUUUUAUCGCCAAAAUCCGAGUCAAAUGCACAGACUUGAACCUUGGUUGAGAAGAGAAUUGACUGUUCUUUAUGGUGCUCAUAACAGGCUUUUGAUCAGACGUGUUCGGGACCUAAUAAUGUCUGCUGUGACAACAAUUGGAAUGACAUCACCGACUUUUUAUUCAACGAUACAGCCGUAUAUGCUGGAACACACUGCACAAUUUGUUCAUGAAUUUGUGUCUUUUGCUAAAUCACCAUACGAUAUGGUGCAAUAUGAUAGGCAUGCUCAAUAUGAUUCUACAUCUACGAGCGAAGAAUCACAACGACGGUCAGGUGGGGGCAGUAGAGAUUCUGUUACUGUUCCAAGAAGGAGGCGAAGUAGAAACCCCACCAGGAUUAUCAGAUGGGAGGAAAGUCCGGAUGCAGCAAAUAACGUCCCUGGUGAACCCACUAGCCAAUCUGUCAUGCUGUCCAAUACUUCAUGGGGGGAAGAUUUGGGGACAACAUACCCCCCAUCCAAUGCCCCGUACCCCCCAUCCAGUUCAACAUCAACAUUGAGUUACCCAAGAUCAAGUAAUCGUGCGUAUGAUGCUUACCCUACUCCUCCCCCUCCCAGGGACUUCCCCGUCGCGGCUCCAGAGUGGAAUGUUCCGUAUUCCCGCAUGAUGAGAUACAUGAACAGACCACCGACAAUUGAUCGUGAGGUAGAAGCCCCGCUGGUUCAUCAAUCAAUAGAUUUACAUCGUCCCGGUGGUUCAUCAGCGAGACAUUAUGAUCGAAUGGAAGUCUACAGAAGACAUUUCGAUCGUCAUUCUCGACGUCGAAGAUUGGAAGAAUCUCGUAAAUUGGUCAAAGCCGUUUCGUUUGGUGGAUCUGAAACCAUCCGUGAACCAGACCCACCAGAAGUCAUCGUGAUUUCGUCUGAUUCAAGCGACAAAGAACAGGAACCAGGUCCAUCAGACCGUGAUUUCAGACGCAGAAGUCCAGUUUUGCUUCAUUAUCAUCCGACAGAAGCCGGAACAUCGCGAAGUAACGCUGAAUCUACGGCAGAUGAUCAAAUCCCUAUGGAGGUCAAGAUAGAAAAUAGUUCCGAGUCACAAAAGCAUGACUCGGCUUCUGCGAAUUCUGAUUCCGAAGACAGUGAGAUUGAAUUCGUCAAGUAUGUGAAACCCCCCCACCUUCGCACCCCUGAGGCAUUUAUAAACAUCAGCUCAACAGAUGAAGAUCAACCAGGACCAAGCACAAGAGGGGGCUAUUAUGAGGACAGAAACAAGAAACCUAAGCCUAUUGUGACAUCAUCGUCGUCAUCUUCCAGCAGUGAAGAGUCAUCUUCAGAUGAAAGGAAUCCCGAUUCAAAAAAUCGUCGCCGGAAAUCCACUGGAUCAUAUGGUCACAGAGAUGUUUUACAAAGAACGAGAGAUUUUUUGAAUCGAGCACGAAACGCAUCUCGUUCCCAUAGCAAUGAUGAUGUCACAAUACCCUCUAUUGCCACGGUAACUCCUGUCGAUGACACAGAAUUCUCUGGUGAACCAUUUAUUUCACCAAGUGAUCACUCACCUGAAGCUAUGCCAAUACCAACUCGGCCUGUGACCUCACCAACCCCACUUAUGACAUCAUCAACUCCUGUGAUUUUAUCUCCUAUGAUGUCAUCAGACAAUGCAAUGGAUUCAUUACAAACUGCAAGCAAUUCUGUGACAUCACAAAGUGCUGACAAGCAGAACCCGAAGAAAAUUUUCGAAAAAGGAAAAGUUACGAUUAAUUUUGAAAUACCUGGAAUGAAAGGAAUUCCGCUAUAUAGUUCGGAUUCUGACUCGGAGAUCGAUGUGGGAAUGGAAACAAAACGAACACCGUUGGAAAUUUAUUCUGCGAAGCCUUAUGAAGUGGAAAAUUCACAGCGUAGCCGUUCAAGAGAUGAAUUUCAGAACAACCAAGAAUCUCCUCAGAUUCACGGUGAAUUGAAUUCACCAAAUUAUAGCUUCACUUCUUCAUCUAGCUCGGAAAAUCGUGAAAGAAUACGAUCUCAUUCUAGUGAUUUGAAUUCACAGAGAAAUUCACGAACUCAUGAUCAGUUUUUGGUGAAUUCAAAUGCUAAAGAACCUCAGCGGCAUAGAAGUUCAUCUUUACAUAAAAAGAAGAAACACUCACGAAAGUCUCACAAAAAAAGAUCACGACAUCAUGGUGAAUCGGACAGCCUCACGAAACAUCACCGUGAAUCUAGAUCUUCUCAUGAAGAUGAUCACAAUCACAAAUCAAAGAGACACAGAAAAAAAUCAUCGAAACAUCACAAAUCACGAUCUUCCAGUGUAGAAUUUGUCUCUCGCAUUCGCAAUUAUUAAUUUUUGUUCAUAUGUAUUCUAACAUGAAGCGAUAACUAACUUUUUCAUCAGCCGUCUUUGGUAUACCACUAUAAAAAAGGCUUCACAUGUUACUCUAGCCCAGAAGUUCCCAAUCUUUUAGGGCUUGUGACCUCCUUCUGAAGAUGGCUGAGGUUGCUAGAAUUGCUGUCCCUUUUGUUCUUGAGUCCUAUGUGACCUUAUUGCUUUACCCGAAAUGAUGCUGUUUCAUUUCAUGGAUCGUUAUUGUUAUGUCGUUAGGAUUCUUGUUGGGCCAAUUCCUUUGAAAUUUUCAGUGGUGAAAGAUUGUAUUUUUUGCUAGAAGACUAUUACUUCUAUUUAUUUAAAAAAAUUCUGUAGGCUUUCAAGGAAUUCAUUUUAAUCUGAAAUGAGGUUAUCAAAAUUACUACUGUCUACUGUGACAGGUUGCUUACCUGUACUACUUUAAGUCUUGUAUUCAUUCAAUCAUGCUUGUUCCCUAAUCUUUCCAGCAAACAUGGUGCUCGCUCGGUCACUGCUUAAGCCUCGCCAUACCAGCAUGUGUGAACUUCAUAUUCAUUUACUUAUUUAACCUUUGCACCUUUUUUUGCUAUUGUGUUGUAUUUUACAUUUUGCUGCAGCUAUUGUAAAAGUUCUUUUUCAAUAUAACGGGUGAUGUUCAAAUGUGUGUUAAUUUGAAGGUGAGUCUUGAUGGCAAGUUUCCUUGUGCUGGGUUAAUUUGAUGAGACAAGGAAGUGGAGAGAUAGAUAACAAUCAAUGCUUCCUAGCCCCACAAUAUUGUUCUUUGUACAUGGAGCACAAUAUUUGGAUCAUUAAAUUAUCUUUACCGGUAAUUGAGAUUUGGCUAAAAUGCCUAUACUUUUGUUUUCCAGUACCAUUUGACCCAAAGUUAUACGGUUUUAUUUUAUUCAUUGGGAACACUUUUCAUGAAAUAUAAAACACUUUAUUAUUAUAUCACACCAUUGUACAUGGAGUACAACAUUUUGAUUGUUAUUGUUUAGUAUAUCUUUUAAAUUAUUUUUAGAAUGAGGACGACCAACUCCGACUUAUGUUUCUAGCACUAUGGGACCCUAAUUUUGAUCUUUGGGAAUAUUUUUAAUAAAAAAUGGAACACUGUCGUUUCAUCACGCCUGUCUGCCAUUUUUUCACCAAACUUUGUGGCUCAGCCACUGCUAUGUUCAAACUUUGUAUCCAUAUUUUUGACUGUCCCUUUUUUUUGCAUAUUGUUUUGUAUUUUACAUUUUGCUGCGUCUAUUGUAAAAGUUCUUUUUUAAUAUAAUUGAUAAUGUUCAGGUUUGUGUUGAUUACUUGUGCAUUUGAAGUGAAAUAGGUCGGUCAGUCUCUCUUGUGCUAAGUAAAGUCGAUAAAGAGAUGAAAUUCCAUGCUUUCAACAUGUUCAAUGUAACAACUCUAUUUGUACAUGGAGCGCUACAGUUGGAUCGCCUAUUGCUGGGUAUUGCUUUUCUCCCUAACUGGUUCACCAUUGGAUUUAGAAGAUUUAAAAUUUACACCACUUGCAGAGAAAACCUUUGUAUCCUAUUACUUUUGCUCUUGAAUCCUUAUUUAUCACCCAAAACUUUUACUGUUUUUUUUUAAUUAUUGGAAACUUUAUAUUCCAUCACACUUGUCCGGCGAUCUUUUCAGCAAACUUGGUGUUCAGCUUUAUUGUACGUGUAUGUGUGAACUUCGUAUUCAUAUAUUUAAACAUUGUUUUUUUUUGCUCGUCGUGUUGUAUAUGUUGUAAAAGGUCUUUGUUCUUUUUAAUAUAAUCGAUGAUAUUCAGA